CAGAUGAAGAUCACAUCGUGUCGUGCGACAGACAAGAAGACCGGUAGGAAGUCAGAGCCGUGGACCGAUGUCAUACAGACUCAGCUGAAACAUGAAGACUCUGAUGGUGUUUGACUUUGACCACACUGUGGUUGAUGACAACAGUGACACUUGGGUGAUAAGAAGCCUUCCCUCUCAGACUCUUCCUGACUCUGUAAAGAAAUCCUACAGAAAAGGCCACUGGACUGAGUUCAUGGGCAGCGUGAUGAAGUACAUAGGAGAGCAGGAGGUCAGCUCCGACAGCAUCCGCAGCGUUAUGGAGACCAUCCCCUUCACAGCUGGGAUGAAAGACUUGCUGACCUUCAUUUCAGAGCAUAAAAGCACCAUUGACUGUAUAGUCAUCUCUGACUCCAACUCCUUGUUCAUAGACUGGAUCAUCCAGGCAUCUGGAUUCCACGCAGCCAUCGAUCAGGUUUACACCAACCCAGCUAAGUUCAACGAGCUCGGGUACAUGGAGGUGCAGAACUACCACUCUCAUGACUGUGAUCAAUGCUCCGUAAACCUCUGCAAGAAAAAGGUUCUGGAGGUGUAUCUGUCAGAGCAGUCCAAUAGAGGGGUAGAGUACGAGCAGGUAUUUUACUCAGGGGAUGGCAGGAAUGAUUUCUGCCCCACUUCCUGUCUGAGAGGGAAUGAUUUUGUGAUGCCCAGGAAGGGGUACCCCCUGGAGAAACUGCUGGUCACACUACAAGAUCAGAAAGAUAACUCUUCUCUGAGAGCUAAAGUCAUAGUCUGGAGCAGUGGCACUGACAUCCUCGAGGAACUGAAAGCAAGUAUCAAGUUUUAGCCAUGAAGUAGCAAACUUGGUCCAAUCCUAAGUGGUAGCACUAAUGGAAAGAAAUGUAGUCUGUACUGUUGAGGGCACAUGCUGCUCCCCAUAAUUGUUGGAUUUUAGUUUUUCAAAUUGUUGAGAAAGUAGUACAAUUCUGUUUCUAAAAUGUUUUCAAUCAUCAUUAAAUCCCUUGAGAUGUG
Molecule: messenger RNA, 1008 nt
Organism: Gymnodraco acuticeps
Lineage: Eukaryota; Metazoa; Chordata; Actinopteri; Perciformes; Bathydraconidae
Gene: phospho2
Product: phosphatase, orphan 2
Exons: 4
Coding region: 92-823 (243 amino acids)
Molecular function (GO): phosphatase activity
Source: RefSeq, a predicted model, not a curated record